AAUCUUUGGUCAUUAAUCAUUAGUCGGUAGUCAUUAGUCAAGUCAUACUACUGAGGUUUUUUAAACUCUUGUUUACUGAAAAAUGGAGGACGCAGGAAGCGGCAGCCGGGGAGGGACCAGCUCGUGCUACCGGGGCGUCCGGAAGCGGAAGUGGGGGAAAUGGGUGUCCGAGAUCCGCGAGCCGGGGAAGAAGACGAGGAUAUGGCUUGGCAGCUUCGACACCCCGGAGAUGGCCGCCGCCGCCUACGACGUGGCGGCCCUGCACUUCCGGGGCCGCGACGCCCGCCUCAACUUCCCCACGCGGGCCGCCGGCCUCCCCCGUCCGGAGAGCUCGAGCGCCGACGACGUGCGCUUGGCGGCCCAUGAGGCGGCACUGCGGGCCCGGGCGGCUCCCCCCGGCCCCGGCGCCGCCGCUCCGGGAACCGGCAACUCGGCCUCCCUGAACAGGUUAGCCCCGGUGACCGUGAGCCUCCCGCCGACCAUGAUCGCGGCCAUCAACGAGUGGCCGCUGGACUCGCCGACGAUGUGGAUGCAGAUGGCGGAGGCGCUGUUGGCAGCGGACAAGUCGCCGGAGGCGUUCUCCUCCACGAGCAACGCCAACUCCAGGGACAAGGAGCUAUUCGGGGACGUGCACACCGAGUGUUUGCUCUGGGAAAGGACCUAGCCUUAUAACAUCUAAACAGAUGAUAUCUCUGACCCCAAAAAAAAAAA
This is a messenger RNA of Syzygium oleosum, 711 nucleotides long. Its product is annotated as ethylene-responsive transcription factor ERF021-like. Lineage: Eukaryota; Viridiplantae; Streptophyta; Magnoliopsida; Myrtales; Myrtaceae. The transcript has a single exon. The coding region runs from base 83 to 664 and encodes 193 amino acids. Gene Ontology annotation, molecular function: DNA binding; DNA-binding transcription factor activity. Gene Ontology annotation, biological process: regulation of DNA-templated transcription. The record is from RefSeq and is a predicted model, not a curated record.